AGAAUGUAUUGGUUAAAAAUAGGCAGAUGGAUUGAGUUAUGCAAUGAAUUUUACCAUUAUGCAUAAAUCACUUAUAAUGGUGAAAACAAAAAGGAUAAAAAAGUGGGCAAAUGGGAAAUUUGUUUAAGGCAAAAGGACAGAGAUGAAUUCGAAAAAAUGUAAAUAUUCCAAUUCUACUUUUUUAAGCGGUGGUGGAUAUUAUGAUGAUUUGGUAAAUGGAUGUUCAGUUAAGAUUGGUAACUGGAUCGAAUUGAGUGAAAAUUUUGGUGAAGAAUCGGGAUAAUCAAAAAUUACUUUCAAUGGUGAAUAAAGAAAUGGGUAAAAAAUUGGUAAGUGGAUAUAAAUUGAUUUAUAUUGGAAUUAAAAUUGCGGUGAAUAUACUAUGAGAAUUGAAUUAUAUUACAAAUAAACACAUGCUAAAUAUGAACAAUUUAUUAAUAUUGAUUUUUAUAUAUUUUCAUUUUAGUGUCAAUAUUCUUGGUAUCUACUGACUUAAAUGCCAAUAUUUACAUUAAAAAUUGUUAGAAAUCUUUUUGUUUUAUAUUUUAGAGGAUUUCUAAUAAAUUAAAUGAAUUAUUUACAAAUUUGUAAUCAAUUUAAAGAAUAUUAAAGAGAAAUCGUUUAGAGAAAUCAAUUAUCAAAUAUUUAAGAUAGAAAUUUUCUCAACAUUAACCUAAAAUUAAAUUAUUAAUUUGAACAUUUUAUACAUUUAAUGAGCAUUAAUUAUGUCAAAAUUACAAAUUGUAUAAUGCUUCCUAAAGAAUUUCAAUUUAAGCCCAAAUGA
Molecule: messenger RNA, 784 nt
Organism: Paramecium octaurelia
Lineage: Eukaryota; Ciliophora; Oligohymenophorea; Peniculida; Parameciidae
Source: the annotation of a GenBank genome assembly